Paramecium tetraurelia is the source of this 4008-nucleotide messenger RNA. RefSeq lists its product as uncharacterized. Lineage: Eukaryota; Ciliophora; Oligohymenophorea; Peniculida; Parameciidae. The transcript has 4 exons. The record is from RefSeq and is a predicted model, not a curated record.
AUGUUUGACAAUAUGUUUACCUAUUUUGGUGGGCUUGCAUCUAAAGCAAAGUCAAAAAUUAUCGAAAAAACAUUAUAGCCUAUCAUAGACUAUAACUUUGAAAACAUUUUUGAGUAGAAAAUUGCAAUUAAAGAUUUAAAUAAAGGAAUUACAGAUGUUAAAUUAAACACAAAAUAUAUAAAUGGAAUGCUUAAAACUAACUCUCUAAAAGAAUUUCAUAUUAAAUUUAUAAAACUUGAAAAACUGCAAUUAUAAAUGAGUGAUGUAGAAAUAACAUUAGAUUUGAAUACUUAUAUUCAAUAAGAAGAAGUCUUGGAAUCACUAGAAGUUGAAAAUUUAGUUAACCAAAGUGUUCACAUGUAGAUGGAGCAAUUAAAGAAGGAAUUUUUAUGCGAAGGUAGUGACUCAUAUUUUUAAAAUGAAGUCAAAUCUCAAACUUAAUAGAGUGGAACAAAUAAAACCUCAUCGAAAACGGUCAUGUUCUUAAGAAUAAUAGAUAGCAUUUUUGGGAAUAUAAAAAUUGAUAUUAAGAAUUUAAGGAUUAAAUUUGUUGGCAAAUUAAAUUCUAAUAAGAUAAGUAGUUUUACACUCAGCAUAAACAAAAUCAAUUGCACAAUGCAGAAACCCUAAAAUAGCAACUAAAUCCUUUUUUUAUGCUUCGUUGAUUAACUUAAACUCUAUCUUGAUAACAAAAAAUAAAUUGGUUAAAUGGAUAAUGCUUUUAAAUUAGAUGUUUAUCUAAAAUAAGACGCAGAACCAAAAAUAACUAUUUAAGCUUCUUAAUUUUAAGUAGUAGCAUCACUAAAUUAAUUGGAUUAAAUAAUGCAGCUAUUUGCUUAGAGUGCAUAAGUUUUAGAGCAGAGAGAAAAUACAAUAAAAGAAGCAAUACGACAGAGCCAUAUUACUUAAUAAAUUAUUAAUUCAAAUAAAUAGUCUUCUGAAGAGCGUUCUAAAAUCAUGAAUUUAAAUAAAUACAAAUUAGAAGAGUAUUUUAAAAAAUCUUAUCAUGAGAAGAACUUCGAAAACGAAGAAUAUCUAGAGAGUACUUUUAUUAUUCAAAAUGUGCCUGAUUCUAAAAUUGCAGAUUUAUAUACUUCAAUUAAGCAAAUGAGUGAAUAAAAGGAAUUUUUAGUUGCUAGCUUUUAAGGUUUGAGUCUAUAUUUAACAUCUAAUGAAACCGAACAAGAAUUUAAUUAUUAAUAAAAAAAAUUUAAAGUUGACUUAGAUAACUACUUCUUAGUUUCAUUAUGUGAUAUAAAAAUAGUAAAGCAUGAUAAGUUAAAUAUUUUUGUUAAUUCUGUACUAAUUUAUGAGUUAUUGAAAAUAGAACCUUAAUUUAUUAGUACAAGAGAGUUCGUUCACAAAUAAGAAUUUGAAUUUGUUAUGAUAGGUCCUUAAAAGUUUUUAUGCAAAAUAAUCCUUAGAACUGGAAGAGAUUAAUUUUUUAGUUAAGACUUAAAUAAAGAUGGUUAUCAAAUUGAAAUUUAAGAACCAACAAUAUUUGCUUCUUAAGCAUUUUUUGUAACUCCAAUAAAACUUUAAAUUAGAGAUAAUAAUAUUGACAUGGAUAUAACGCAGUUUAACUUAAUUGUAGACAAAAAUUAGCUAUAGUUUAUUAUGAAGAUUGUUAAUAUUUAUACACAGAAUUCAGUAAAACCAAAUAAUCAAGUUAAAUCAGAAACCCAAUUCAAAAUAUCGAAAUUUAAAUUUUCCGUAUUUUACCAUGUUGGCAAUACUUCCUCUACUAAUAACUAAAAUAAUUCAUCAAUCGAUGAAGAUUAUAUCUAAUUUGAUUUUGUAGAUUUCUUCCUAGCAACUCCAGAUGCAAAUGAAUAAAACUCCUCAUUAUGUUUAUAUAGAAGCUAAUUCAAAUUUGGAUGUCAAAGUAUUUGGGGCUUAGAUAAAUAGAUAGCAAUAUAUAAUUUAAAGGGCAAUUUAGGAUCAUAACUAAGACCUUCGACUUAAAAUAUAAAGAAAUUUAAUGAAGAGAAUAAAUCCUAAAUAACUCAAUAUGUGAAAGACUGUAAAUCAAAGCAAGAGUAGCAUUUAGAAUUAUAAAUAGAUAGUGUUAUCUUAAAUCAUAAUUCAUUUGAUUAGUUUUACAAGAUGAUUUCUUAGCUAAAUUCAGUAUUUAACGAUAACUCAAAAUAAACCUAGAAUAAUUAGAAAAAGCAAUAGAAUUUUUAUUUCAGCGCUAAAAUCUAAAUAAUUGAAGUAACUUUAUACUAAACCAUAUUCCUUAGCUUCAAUUAAUUCAAAUAUUACUUUACAAUAGAUUACUAAUUUAUAUUAAUAGAGGAUUUAAAUGGAUUUUAUAAGAAUAAUUCUCAAUUAUUAUUGAUGAACUAAGUUCAGGAUAAAUGGAUAUUCAGUUUAAUUAUGAAAUAAAACAACAUAAAUCUUGAGUUUUCAGCUCUCAAAUUAAAUUUAACAAAUUUUAAUUUUAAUAAAUUGAUCUCAUGUAUCACAUAAUUAGUAAAAUCAGUUUAAUAUGUAAAUCCUCCUUAAUAAUAAAGUAAAUCAUAAAAUGAGAAAUCUCAGGUAAAUAUUGUAUUUAAAUCAAUAAUGAUUGAUAUUUUGCCAUUCUACAAUGAGGAAAUUAUCCUCUAGAAAAAAGGGUAAGCAAAAUUGAAUUACUCCAAAGAUUAACAUUAAUCUUGGACAAGAACUAUUUUAGUAUUCAAUAAUACAAUCGUCAAGUAAGAUUUAAUACAAAUUGAUGAAGUUUAAUAUUAUUUUUAAAACUGCAAUGUGGCUAAUCGAAAUGAUUAACUCAUAAAUUUAGAAGAAUUUUAGAAUAUAGGAUAAAUUUAAAAAAUUGAAUUACUUAAGAAUAAAUUAUUGAAAAUCAAUUCUAUUUAAUUUUUCCGUAUUUCUAAAUAGUUAAUUGUUGAUCUAAUUGAUCAUUAUGAACAUAUUAGUAAGGACUUUUAGAAAAGUAAUAAUAAUGUUAAUGAGAUGAAGAAUUAUCAAAAAUUAGAUAAAAUAGAAAUGAAAUAAAAAAGCUUUGAGAUUCGCUGUGAUUAAAUAUCUUUAACUGAUGAAUCAUAGACAUUUGAAGUGGUGAUUUAUUAUACAUAACUUGAUUUAGGAGAGAAAUGCUUUUAGCUUAAACUAGCCAGAGCAUAAAUAUUAGAUAUACUUUAAUAGAGUAAGUUUAAAUAUAUACUUGAUGAAGAUGACUAAAAUGAAUUAGACUUUUUCUAAAGUGAAUAAAUAAAGGAAAGGUUAUUUUUAGAUUUGAUUAUUCAAUUUGAUUAAAAUAGCUUGGCAUUAUGGUUAUAAUUAAAACCUAUAAGAAUUUGUCUAUCUGGAUACUAAUUCCAAGAAUUACUUAAAUCUUUUUCAACAAAAAAUAAAGAAGUAAUUACUUAAGUAAAAAACGAUGACGAUGAUGAAUGUUUUGAAAUCAUUCAUUAAAAGAAACCUUUCAAUUUAUAAGUUGAACUGUUUCCAAUUUAAUUUAUAGUUUCAUUUGAUUCAGAAGGAUUGGAUGUUGAUGGAUUAAAAAACUAAGUCUUGAAAUUUGGAUCAUUCAAUAAUUUAAUUUUAGCAACUAAUAAGGUUUUAUACUUCCAUUAGUUCAAUCAAACUUCUAGAUAAGAUUUUCUUUAAUUUCUUAAAAGCUAAUAAUUAUCAACUUUUGGAAUUUUGCUUUAGGCAUAUAGUUCACUUGAAAUAACAAAAGCUGCUAGUUCAUUUACUGAUGCUAUAAUGAAUAUGAUUAGUAAGCCGUUCAUUUCAAAUAAUGGUUUUGUAAAAUAUAAUAGUUAUUUUUAGUUGUAUGGAUUAAUGGAGGGUAGUUAUGAUUUUACUUGUGGGAUAACUUCAUCAUUACUAUAAUUAACAGCCUUACCAGCCAGUGCUUUAAAUAAUAUGGCCAAUUAUAUUGGACUUGGCGUUAUAACAGUUCCCUUCUCUUAACUCGAAGAAUUUUGCAAAAAAUUAUUUUAUAAGAUUAACCCAGAAAAAGGAAUUCCAUUAAGAUUUUUCAAAGAUUAACAAUGA